This is a messenger RNA of Microthlaspi erraticum, 1056 nucleotides long. The record is from the annotation of a GenBank genome assembly. Lineage: Eukaryota; Viridiplantae; Streptophyta; Magnoliopsida; Brassicales; Brassicaceae.
AUGGCGAGAAUAAGUGAUUUGUCAGAUGAAUUGCUGAUUAAGAUAAUAACAUUUCUUCCAACAAAAGUUGCAGUCUCCACAAGCAUUUUGUCGAAACAAUGGCAGUUCCUCUGGAUGUGGUUGCCUAAACUUGAGUACUGUGACUAUCGUAUCAAUGACUCUUCCGCUUUGAGUUAUCUGGAUUUUAUCGACAAGAAUCUGCCAUUGCAUAGAGCUCCGGUCAUAGAAAGCUUGCUCCUCCUCAGAUUUGGUGGUGGAUUACUUCAACCAGAGAAAAUCAAACGAUGGGUUGGGAUUGCGCUUUCUCGCUUUGUGCGUGAGCUAAGUAUAAAAUAUUAUCGUUACAGUGACGGACCUGAUGUGGUCUUACCGAAUAGUUUGUAUACCUGCGAUUCGCUCAUGACACUGAAACUUGAAGGCGCACAGAUUCUUGUGGAUGUUCCUGGAACGGCGUGUCUCCCUUCCUUGAAGACGUUGCAACUUCGAUGUGUGACAUACUCAAACGAAGAUUCUCUCCGACUGCUUCUGUCGCAUUGCCCAGUUCUUGAAGAUCUUCUUAUCGAACGAGAUAGUGCUGGUGACAAUGUGACAGCGAUGGUUGUUAAAUCCCCAUCUUUGCAGAUGUUAGUCUUGGAGAUAGGUAACGAAUGUUCUUCUGAUGGACGUCUUUCGUUACGCCCAUUGUUUUAUUGUGCAGAAGAGACUGUGGAUCGCGCUGGUAUUGUAUUCAAUCAGCUUGAACAUUUGAAGCUAUGCAUAUACAGCGAGGAUUGGUCCAAGUCAGGGGCGGAGCUAGAGAAAGUAUGUAAGGGGGUCAAAAGUUGGGAACUCAGAAAUUCUCCUAAACUGCGAGUCCUCAAUCUAUUUGUUGAUAUGUGGCCACAGUUUGAUGCGUAUGAACGGGUUACGUGGAAGAAUAAACGGAGUUCUGUUCCUGAAUGUUUGUUGAGGAGUCUCAAAACUUUUCAGUUUGCAGGUUUCAGUGGGACACAAGAAGAGAAAGAUUUCUUGAGUUUCUUCUUCAAACACGCUUCUUGCUUGAAGGUAUUUAACUGA